AUGACUAGCGAAGAGAUUCGAGAGGCCAUCGAUGACCGACUGAAAGGAGAGGUCAAGAUGAACACGAUGCGAUACCCACAGAUCCUCCGGCGCUAUAUUGACGCCAACUGGAUCUCUAGUCCCGGUCUUCCAUCUUUCGUCAUCCCAAUCGGACCUUUCCAGUCGAAGAACCAAACCAUGACCACUCAAGGGAAGCUGCCGGCUCCACCCUCUUUCCUUUCCUUCAUGGCUACAAAUAACAAGAAGAAUCUCUUGUAUAUCAUGGAAGCCUCUCUUGAGGAAGAGUGCAAGUCAAUGGCAAAUCUGCAUCGCUACGUGCAAGAGGUCCUGAACCGAAAGUUUGCCUCGCUAUUUGUCGAGAUAGAUACAGGCAAGCAUGAAGACCAAAUAAUAAUGUUUAACACGGCACAAUUUGUCAUCGCUUGGUAUCACGAGUCUCCAAUUAGCGAACUACAACUCCACGCGCAUGAACUUUAUCAGAAGCAUUUUGUUGGAUUUGGGUGCGUAUUUUUCAGAGGUUGUGCCAUGUUAUCGCUGAACCUCUGUGUUCAGACGUUGAUUUCCAAAUUAUUCUCCAUGAAAUAA
Molecule: messenger RNA, 585 nt
Organism: Acaulospora colombiana
Lineage: Eukaryota; Fungi; Glomeromycota; Glomeromycetes; Diversisporales; Acaulosporaceae
Source: the annotation of a GenBank genome assembly